This is a messenger RNA of Paramecium sonneborni, 303 nucleotides long. Lineage: Eukaryota; Ciliophora; Oligohymenophorea; Peniculida; Parameciidae. The record is from the annotation of a GenBank genome assembly.
AUGUUUACUGCAAUAAAGAUUAUUAAUCAUUUUAUUCUUUUUAAGAUUAUUGAAAAUAUUUUAAGAUUAAGUAUUGAAAAGAGUUAUUGUAUGAGUGUAAUUCUAAAUUUGUAAGUAACAGGAGUAUAUUUCAAAUAAUUGUUAGAUUUAAGGUUUUACAAAUGUAUAAAUAUAAAUAAAGUUGGUUUAAUAAAAUAAUUACUAGAUUUUAUUUUAAGAUAUUUAUUAACUUAAAAUAUUAAAGACAAACUUAAAAUAGUAAAAUUUUAAAUUAAAAUUGGAUAAAAUUUUAUAAGAUUUUGA